Messenger RNA from Suillus clintonianus, 5090 nucleotides. RefSeq lists its product as uncharacterized. Lineage: Eukaryota; Fungi; Basidiomycota; Agaricomycetes; Boletales; Suillaceae. The transcript has 6 exons. The coding region runs from base 1 to 4968 and encodes 1655 amino acids. The record is from RefSeq and is a predicted model, not a curated record.
AUGAGCUCUGGCUCAAGUAGUCCUCAGUGGGAUAACCGUCAUCGUGGCUUUAUUUCUCCCGCCGAACUACAACAGCUCAGACAAGCUAGUCCAGGUAGAGGAACCGAUCUACACGAGUUUCACGCACGACAACCUGCAACAAGCACACCAGCCGACCAAAACCCUAGCGCUGGAGCAGUAACGUUAACAAGUCAACAGGAGGACCAGUCGGUCUCGAGACCCACUACUAAUACAAUGUCCCACACUCGCACUUCCUCCUUCUUUUCCUUUCGAAAGCAGUUGCAUUCAAGUGACGCGAAUGAUCACCAGCAGCAAUCUAGCCGACGCCCAAGCACAGGCGCGAGCGACCGCGACUUCGCACCCCAAAACAACCAACAGCGCGCUCAAACAAUGGGCCCACUGCGCUCCUCGCCGGAGAAGUUCUCCCUAGAGAAGCAGGAUGACCAAGAGUCCGACACGGCUUUGGCAGCCCGCAGGGAAUCUACCUCCGUCCCCCCUCUUCACCCUGAAAUACGCUCCAUUGUUCAGCUCACUGUCGCCCAUGCCCGCAAGGUCUACUUCAGCGGCCCCCUUGUCAAACGCGUACAGCGCCAACCGGAUGGCCAACGUCCCAAAGAUGAUGGAUGGGUUGACGUAUGGGCCCAACUUAGCGGCACAACAUUGAGCAUUUGGGACAUGAAGGAGAUUGAAGCAGCAAACAAGAAGGGCCUCGAGGUCCCUCCUACAUAUGUAAAUAUUACAGAUGCCUUCGUUCACGUACUAGGUUCAGUGACUGGCCCUGCCGAGACUCCAGAUUCCCCGCGAAAGACAUACUCCAACGUCCUCACUCUCAACACAGCAGGCUCCAAUUUGCUUUUAUUCAGCUGUCCGUCAAUACCGGCAUUGGAAUCAUGGGCAACAGCUCUACGAUUAUCUGCUUGGGAAAAGUCUCGUCUCGAAGAAAUGUAUACUGCUCAUUUGAUACGCAUAACAUUGCUUGAAGGCAAAGAUACACGCACAACCCUCGUCCGUGGCCGCAUGGAAGGGUGGGUGCUCAUACGCGUUGCUGGACAAACAGAUUGGAAACGCUUGUGGAUGGUCAUCUCCGGGUCGCAAUCUUCAGGCGUCGAUCCUGGAGCCCUGUCCACAACAACUGGCACUGCACCUACUCCCAAGAAGCGCAUGUCAAAUCUGUUCUCGCGGGAUCACUCCCCUGAACCUCUCCCCGUGAAGCCUCUGCUUGCACUUUACGCAACCCCAAGACCAAAAGACAAGAAGCACCCCCUUCUUACGCUUAGGGAGGUUUCGCAGGCGUUUGCAGUGUACCCAGAGCGUCCGGAGUUGAUCAACCGCAGCACGCUCAUGAAACUCGAGGGCCUGAUUGGCGAUGAGGAAAUGGCGGGCACGAUGAAACGCAGGGAGGGAUGGUUGCUCAUUAUGCCUGAGCUCGAGGCAGGGAACACGCAAGCAUCUGAGAUGCUCAAGUGGCUCGUUGCGCUUCACGACGCCUUUGAACUAUAUGGACGUCCGAAAGUAUACACCUGGGACCCUCGUGAUCCCGUUUCACUUAUGUUUGCUUACCCCGUCAAUCCAGGGAGAGACCUCCUGUUCCUUGAUCGUGAAGUUGCAGAGUCUAUGGAUCCACGUGAUGAUCGUACGUCCGCCAUUCGUAACCGUCUCCUCAACAUCCUUUUCUCGCGCAUGCCUGAAUUGCGUGCCACGUCUGCACCGCCCCCCCUGCCACCCAUGGCUUUGGGUGCUGAUCCAAAUCGACCACCACAGCAACAACCAUCACAAAAUGUUGCUCAGCCCCGAUCACAAACACAGAACGGUCAACCUGGCUAUGUCCCUCAGCUCCCCACGAUCAAUUUCGACUUGCGCUCGCCCCCAGAUCUCACUGUCGGUCACGCUCUCUCUCCCAUUACAGAACGGAGCGUAACGCGCGAAACAUUUCCGGAUUUCCCUCAUACGCAAAGCCGCUCGAUGUCGAAUGAGCAUCACGGGCCCGAGUCAAUGAUGAUCAGCAGAUCUAUGUCGAGUGAGCAGCCAGAUUCGUUGGGGCAGUCGAUGAGCAGUGGACAUCAGGACUUUAUGUCGCGUUCCAUGUCUGAGCACAGCCAGUCUCAGAUGCUUUCACCGCUUAACUCGUUGAACCCGGUUCUAGAGAGUGUAUCUGGGUCGAUCACAGCUCUCCCACUGACUGGGAGCCCUCCUCCUACCUUGCGUCCCGAGUCAAGGCCUACACCGAGCUUGGAGACUAUGCAAACGAGGAGCACAGAGCCGUCAACAAGUGCGAGUGUGGAUGUUGGCGGGUUCAGACUUCCCCUCACGCCCGAGUCUCCUGGGUCACCUACAUUUUCUACAAGCUCGACAAGUCCCAGCUCGGGAAUUGGUAGGCCUACUUCGCCAGGAAUGUCUUUGUCGGCCCUUGUCGCGCCUGUGCCCAUCAGGUCACCGGUUUCGAGAUCUCCCCCUCCUAUCUCGAGGCCCAUUUCAAUUCUCACAUCGCCUUACUCCCCCAAAGGGAAGGAUAAAGAGUUACCGUCCAUUCAAGAUGUACAAGAUGCUUUGCAGCUGCCACCUCGAGCAAUGUCUCCACCCCACCCGUUUAUAACACCCCUGCAUAACGCAGACUCACCGCCCUUGCCUCCCAAAGCGCAGUCACCGACCCCAACACCACGAGUGCCUGUUGCUGUAGCAACAGUUCCUGUCGCCCCCACACAGCCCCUAGCACAAGACACUGAGAUCUUUUCAGACGCUCUCUUCUACAUGCAACAAUUCGACGAGAAACCCAAGAACCCGCCGCGGCGUGUACCAACCACCAUUUCUGAAGCUUCAAACUCCGACGAGAGUUCAGCGUCUGACAAAGCUCUGCGCCCAUCACCAGCGCGUAGGGGAACGCCGAUGUCAUUCUCAGAGCUGGGAAGGGCGGAAGCUAAUAAUAGCGAACCCAGCAUGAUCGGCUCGCGCCCUUCUCUCGGCCGUAAGCCGUCCGGUGCACGUGUCCAACCUACCUCUAGCCGAGGCCCAAAUGUGGAAGCCACCUUAGUUUCCUCACCUUCUUUAGAGCACGUUCACGUCCAGGCCAUGGCGGAUUCGCAGCAGAAGAUGAUCCAAAAGCAGAACAGCGGCGACGACGUUAAUGUAGAUGCACUUGCUGCAUUGUCUUUUCUCGACAGUGCAUCGGAUGUCGCACCGUCGCCCGCUCCUGCACACCAGCCGCCGCCGCCGGAACAAGACGUGUCGUCAGAGCCUACUGUGGAGGGCAGCGCUGCAUCUGAAAGCUCGGAGGGUGUGACUCAGUAUAGGUCAUCGUUUGCACCUUCCAAGCAGGCAGCACAACGGAAGGCGCGUGCACAAGCGCAGCAUCAGGCAGUGCUUCACAAGCCUGGGAGAGCAAACGGGAAGCGUGCCACACCUGGGAACAGGCUUUCUGGGUGGAAUGAGAGUAGUGAUGAAGAAGAGGAAGAGGAAGAGGAAGAAGAUGACGAGGAUGCUGACUCUGACGAGGAACCCCCUUCGACGUUGGAGAGCAAGAAGACGGGUCCUGUUGCGCCUGUACCGGUUCCGGCUGUCCGACCUCUGCGUCCCGGAAGUGCAGGGCGUGCUGUGACACCUGGAGAACAAGCAACCGACGCGAAUCCUUACGCACAAUUACGACAUCCUCGUAACCUGCCGCCUGUUCCAAGGCCGAUGACUCAAGGUGGUGUGUCAGAUGACUACAUGAACGCCAUGCCACCGCCUCGGCGACUCGCAUCCGAUCAGCACAUGCGAACACUAGAUGAUGCUCCUCACCUGCGCCCACAGUCUGAAUAUACUUCCCAAGUUCUUCGUCCACAAGCAGACUUUAACCAACACGCUGCCGCUCGCCAGAGCAUUUGGACACAGGUUCUCGAUUCUGGUCGCACGCCUGGUUCUCAUCCCCAGCCUGAAACUCCCUCGCACCAACGCGACCCUUUCAUCCAGUUGGAACCUGCCUCUCAUUCCAUGACGAAAGCGUUCACUCCACAUGGUCUUCUAUCUGCUGGGAUGCAGGACAAGCAGGACCGUUCUGCCAAGCGACAAGAAGAGCUUGCGCGGGAAACUGGUGCUUCGCUCAUCAACGUUCCGAACAAACCACCACCACCUCAGACGGGUCUCUUGGGCGCGAUCACUGCUCAUGAGCGCGAGCGUAAACGUGAGGGUGGCGUCGGUGCUGCUCUAACGGAACGCGAGCGCGACAAGAGGAUGGCUGAAGAUCGACAGCGCAAGAUUGAUGACUUCCAACGCAAUCAACUGGAGAUGCAGGGCAUGUACGGAGGUGGACAGCAGUACCCCAACAUGAUGGGUAACCCGAUGAUGGGCAAUCCUAUGAUGAUGGGCAUCAACCCGAUGAUGACUGGUGGGAACCCAAUGAUGGCUGGUCCCAACCCGAUGAUGAACGGCGCGAACCCAAUGAUGAACGGUGCCAACCCCAUGAUGACAGGUGGAUAUAUGGGCUAUCCGGGUAUGAUGCCGGGAUUUGGGAAUCCGCAGUUCUUUGCGCAGCAGGCGGCGCAAGCUGCUUACCAACAAGCGAUGAUGGCAUAUUCCUCCGCUGGGUCACAUGUCGGCGAUGGCAUGCACCCCACGCCCAUGAAUCCCAUGAUGACCGGCGGUGGGAUGGGCUACGAUCCUCGGAUGUCGAUGAUGGGCGUGCCGAUGAUGGGCAACCCCAUGGGCAUGAAUCAUAUGGGUGGUGGUAUGGGUGGUGGUAUGGGCAUGGGCAUGGGAGGUGGCGGCAUGGGAGGUGGUGGUAUGGGAGGCAUGGCAGGUAUGGGCAUGCAGAUGACAGGUGGUUCGGCGUUCGACGCACGAUAUUCUCCAGCUAAUAUGGAAGAUCUUCGUCCUCCCGGCUCGCUCGCGCAGGGUCAACGCACUGGCCACAGUUCGUCCCGGAAUAGUUCGGCUGGUCAAGGAUCGCCCGCCGGACCACGCCCUGUCGAUGCGCGCGACAGCCCCAAAAGCUGAUUUGCACUUCCUCAUUUUCAUAAUCCUCGUUUAGGCAUUUCUUCUUCUCGGUCAGGCGUGCAAGGACAGUUAAUUCAUCCACGCUUUUUAUGAAGUUUACGACCAUAAAAUGCCUUUUGCCU